AUAGCAAGAAACAAGAUGGGUUCGCAGUAGUUCUGUUUAAAAUGGAACAUCCAUCAGUCGAAUAUGCUGACGGUGUUCGAGCAACUCCUAUCGAACGGAGCCCUCGUCGACGUCACGUUAGCCUGUGAGGGCCUCAGCCUCAAGGCGCACAAGAUGGUUUUGUCAGCGUGCAGCCCCUUCUUCCAGGCGUUAUUCGUCGAAAACCCAUGCAAACACCCCAUUGUAAUUUUAAAAGACAUACGAUAUGUGGACUUGAAAGCUAUCGUCGAGUUCAUGUACCGUGGCGAGGUGAACGUCUCGCAGGACCAACUUUCCGCCCUACUCAAAACGGCAGAGACUCUGAAAGUCAAGGGACUCGCGGAGGUCACCGGCGAGAACAGGCAAGGUCUAGUUCCUAUUGGCACGACAGCGACGGAGGCAGACGCGAAAGGAUCGACGCCUCGGGCGGAAAGCCCGCCUUUGUCAAAACGAAAAAGAGGACGACCAAGACGGCGUUCGCCCAGCGACUCCAACAAGAGCGACUCCGAGGACCAUGGCGGCAGUGCUGUGAAGCGUGUGAAGGGGGCUCCGGGAAGCCCCGAAAUCAUCGAGGACGGAAGUUUGUCUAGUGAUCGGUUAGCGGUGCCUUCUCCGGCCAAGAUUCCGGCGACGACUAAUAAGGUGUUAAACGCGACGGCGGCAGUGUCGACGACGCGGGAGGACUCUGUGCCUGCGGACGAUGUGGGUUCACCCGAUGACGCCGACUUUGAGGUUGACGCCUCUAAUCUCAUGGAGCAGUCUACGACGACGGAAAAUGUUCCCAUGUUUUCUGAAGUCGCAUCAUCGUCACAACUACAAGAGUCACAAACGCAUCACGUCCGGGUCACCAAGUCUGUGGAUAGCAGAUAA
Molecule: messenger RNA, 888 nt
Organism: Ornithodoros turicata
Lineage: Eukaryota; Metazoa; Arthropoda; Arachnida; Ixodida; Argasidae
Product: protein bric-a-brac 2-like
Biological process (GO): regulation of transcription by RNA polymerase II
Cellular component (GO): nucleus
Molecular function (GO): protein binding
Source: RefSeq, a predicted model, not a curated record